AUGACCAUCACGACCACCUAUCUCGAUAUCACCCCUCCUUCUCCGUGCGUUCGUAGCUGUAAAUUAUCAUCGCUUCAUCUUGUCUUACUUACGUAUGGAAUGAUUGGAUUCCCUCUUUUCUUCUCAAUGACGGUCCUGUGGCCAUGGUCUUUGGUCGAUGUUCGACAGCUUUUGGCCAUCGAGGUUGCCUAUAAAGGUUCUGACAGCGGUCGAUCAGAUCGUAUAUUAUAUAUCGCCGUUUGA
Molecule: messenger RNA, 243 nt
Organism: Laccaria bicolor S238N-H82
Lineage: Eukaryota; Fungi; Basidiomycota; Agaricomycetes; Agaricales; Hydnangiaceae
Exons: 2
Coding region: 1-243 (80 amino acids)
Source: RefSeq, a predicted model, not a curated record